AGGAGGCCUAUCAAGGGAGGACCGAGUAUCGGGAGGCCAAGGAAAGGAGGCGAGUGAAGGACUUCCUCGUGGGGAGGGAGCUGGAGCUGCCGAGAUUCGGGAGGCCGCGCUGGGCCUGUUGAGCUAGACGUCCAAGCGCGUCGGAGAGUUCAGUCAUGUCUACACAAGCGGUAAUGCGCGCCCUGCGCAAGAACAAGACCAUUCGCUACGGAGUCCCCAUGCUGGUGCUGAUUGUUGGAGGUUCUUUUGGUCUUCGUGAGUUUUCACAAAUCCGCUACGAUGCUGUGAAAAUUAAAAUUGAUCCUGAAUUAGAAAAAAAGCUGAAAAUGAAUAAAGUGUCAUUGGAAUCAGAGUAUGAGAAAAUAAAGGACUCCACUUUUGAUGACUGGAAGAAUAUUCGAGGACCCAGGCCUUGGGAAGAUCCUGACCUCCUCCAAGGACGAAAUCCAGAAAUCCUUAAGACUAAGACUAAGACAACCUAAGUGGAUUCUUUCUUUCUUUCUUUUUUUCUUUUUGACAAAAAUGCCAUCCACUGGAAUUCUUGCUACAUAUUCAGUGGGAAGAAAAUCUCAGACCUGCAGAAGCCUGGAUGCGAGCAAUGUGAUGACAGAUACUUUUGAUAAAAGUCAAAGUAACAUCACACAGUGAUUUUAUGUCAAACCUAUGUAGAAAAAUAAUACUGAUCACAGGCUGA
Messenger RNA from Felis catus (domestic cat), 694 nucleotides. It is a transcript of the gene COX16, whose product is annotated as cytochrome c oxidase assembly factor COX16. Gene Ontology annotation, cellular component: mitochondrial inner membrane. Bases 156 to 482 code for a protein of 108 amino acids. The transcript is spliced from 4 exons. Lineage: Eukaryota; Metazoa; Chordata; Mammalia; Carnivora; Felidae. Gene Ontology annotation, biological process: mitochondrial respiratory chain complex IV assembly. The record is from RefSeq and is a predicted model, not a curated record.